AUGUAUAAGCAAAUACACCGCCAAAAAGAGUGUCAUCAUUUCACUUUAUUAAACCUUGGAGCUAUGGCAUCUUCAUCAGAGACACUGGAGGCAUUGUCCGUGGAUAAGUUGAGCUCCGAUCUUCUUGAAGUUUCAAAUCAGCUACAAUCCAUAACCAAUGAGGCAGAAUUAUUGGAGCUUGUAUCGCAUCUAACAUCUCUUGAUUUGUCCACAAAUAAUCAUUUAGACAAUUUAAUCUACCAUUCGCGCCUCUCGUAUGAAAGAAACGCCGUCAAUUUGGAUUUGUCUCAGACUGAUCUCUUAACAUCAUUGUCAUCAUCAUCGUCAUUGAUAAAGAUUUUACUGGAUAGUUCAUACUUAUCAAGAAAGUUAACCAGGAAAGUGAAAUUAUUAGAUUAUGAAAGAACCAGAGUGGCUAGAACUAAAGAGUAUGUUCAGAAUGUCAUUGAUUUAAAAUCGAAAAUCACAUUGAUCUAUGAAUCACUUCCUAGAAAAAAUUGGGAAACCGUAUCUAAAUCAAUAUCAUUCAUAUUGAAUGAAAUUCCUAGUGAGAUUUUGAAGUCAUCAAAAUUUGCUGAUAUAAUGAUCCCAACUUCGGAAAUACCUGACCCUCCAGCAACAUUACUUUCUCAAUGGACCUUUGAGUUGAAACGGCAUUAUAUUCAAGAAUUUAAAAAAGCAGUGGCCGCAAAAGAUAUUGUUAAUUUAACGAAUUUUUUUUCUUAUUUCCCAAUGAUUGGUGAACCAGCCACAGGUAUCUCCUGUUAUUCUGAUUUCAUCAAUAAUAUCGUCGCUGGUCAAGCUAGACAACUCAUGGUAGGGGCCCCUCGAGAUAAAUUGAAUUUCUAUAGUGCUGCAAUAAUGAAAUUAUUUGAGGUGGUUUCUAAAAUUGUUAAUCAACAUUCCAGUGUUAUCUUCAAAUAUUACGAUUCUGAUGCAAUGGUUGCAAUUUUGCAAAAUAUUCAAAGAGAGGUUGAUUCACAGGCUGGAUUAAUUGCUGAUACUUUCUGGGAUGCAAGAAAUUUUGAUAAAACGGUCCAUGAUAUCAGCAGUUAUUCCUUUCCUUACUUGAUAGAGAUUUCAUCCUCAAAAGAAAGCGUGCUACUCAGAUCAUCUUCUACCCCAACGAAUAAUAGUAACUCUAAUCUAGAUGAAACUGGCCUUAAUAUAUAUGAGGAUCCUAUUGAACAGUUGAUUUCGGUUGUGGAUAUUGGUGACUAUAUCAAUGAAAUAUCUACAUUAUUGAACCGUUGGUCCUUAUAUUGCCGAUUUAUCGCUAUAAAAUAUAGGCAAUACUCUUCAGAGAGUAAGAAAAGCGAUGAGGAGCAUUUGUCCUUAGUUCCUCCUUUGCUUGAAAGCACUUUCUUGUCUAAAGUGGAAACAAAACUCGUUCCAUGUUUGGACAAUUUGUCAAACUAUUAUUUGAAGAAGUCUAUCGAGAAAUCUUUCAAACUCGAGGAGCUUCCUGAAAUUGCUUCACAAAUGUCAGUUUUCUUGAAAGCAAGUGAUGCUGGUAAUUUGUCGUCUCUUGAAGAUAUUAAACCUGUUGAGUCGCCACCAGUCUCCUCGGUUGUUGAGGAUAUUAUUAUUAUUUUGAAUACUUUGCUUACUAACGCUUUAGAAACUGGCCAACCGGUUCAUGCGAAGAAUGUAUUCACUAAUGUGAAAAAGAACUUGAAUAAUCAUUUCCUCAAAGUAUUAUUGAACAAACUUAACGCGUUCCAACCCCCUCUGGGUUCUAAUUUAUUGACUGCGAUUGAAUCGAUAAAGAAAUCAGAAGCCUCCAACCUUGCAGUUGAUAUGAAUGACCCAAAUAGAAAUAUUAUAACUGGUAACUUAAGCAGUCUAAGAAAUGAUCUUAACUCAGCGAAUGCUCAACAAAAUGUUUUAUCCAAUAUGUUGAAGCGAGGUGCAGAUGCAUUGAACUCCUUGAGCUUGAACGAUGAAGUCAACAUUGUGAAUUUUAUAAUCUACAUUAAUUCUGUUGCAGUUUUCAAGGGUUACUUCAAUAGAAUUGUGACUAAUUUGACUAAUUAUAAUAAUAAUAAAGUCAACAAGAACUCAAUAAUGGAGAAUAAUUUCAAGUUUGGCAAAGAUUUGGAGAAGUUAAAGGAUUUGGUAGAUGGGAAUUUAGUGAGUUUUAUCAAUAAGACCUGCGAUAUUAUCAUCAAAGAAUAUUCUCAGGUGUUUUUCAAUAAAGUUUUCAAAAAUAGAAUGAGAACAAUAAUUAAUGAAUUCUUUGCCGGUUCUAAUAGCUACUUGAUUGAUAGUUCCAGCUCAGGCAACUCUGAUGUAGAGAUGAAAAAGUUUCUCAAGAAUUGGUUGAGUUUGGUGAAACCGUAUUACCGGAUAUUGUCUCCUGAAGUUUUUAAUUCAGUUAAUAAGCUAAUCAUUUUAUUGAUUGUCGAUAUCAUAGAAAAGAAAAUAUGGUUACUAAAUAAAAAGAUCAAUUUGCUUGGCGCUCUUAAGUUGGAAAAGGAUGUUAGUUUAAUUAUUAAUGAAGUUACUAAGGACAACUAUUCUUUGAGAGAAAAUUUCAUUAGGAUCACACAAAUUAUCAUGAUCAUGGGCUUCGAUGAUGAAACUGAAGAGGAAGAAAUGGAUUGGAUUUUGACUAGCAAUGAAAAACACAAAGCUAGACAUUUGAGAAUUGAUAAAAAUUGA
Molecule: messenger RNA, 2664 nt
Organism: Saccharomycopsis crataegensis
Lineage: Eukaryota; Fungi; Ascomycota; Saccharomycetes; Ascoideales; Saccharomycopsidaceae
Gene: COG4
Product: Golgi transport complex subunit COG4
Exons: 1
Coding region: 1-2664 (887 amino acids)
Source: RefSeq, a predicted model, not a curated record